AGAAUGGAAGCCAAGAAUUCUUCUGUGACAGAGUUCAUCCUUGCCGGCUUAACAGACCAUCCAGGACUCCGGAUACCCCUCUUCUUCCUGUUUCUAGGUUUCUAUGUGGUCACCAUGGUGGGGAAUCUGGGUUUGAUCACUCUGAUAGGGUUGAACUCUCAUCUGCACACUCCCAUGUACUUCUUCCUCUUCAACCUUUCCUUAAUAGAUUUCUGUUACUCUUCUACCAUCACCCCAAAAAUGCUGAUGAGUUUUAUGUCAAAGAAGAACAUUAUCUUGCAUGUUGGGUGUAUGACUCAGCUCUUUUUCUUCUGCUUCUUUGUCAUCUCUGAGUCCUUCAUCCUGUCAGCAAUGGCAUAUGACCGCUGUGUUGCCAUCUGUAACCCUCUGGUGUACACAGUCACCAUGUCUCCCCAAGUGUGUUUACUCCUUUUGGUAGGUGUUUACUUGAUGGGAUUUGCUGGAGCCAUGGCCCACACAGGAAGCAUAAUGAGUCUGACCUUCUGCGCUGACAACCUUGUCAAUCAUUUCAUGUGUGACAUCCUUCCCCUCCUUGAACUCUCCUGCAACAGAACCUAUGUGAAUGAGCUGGUAGUCUUUAUUGUUGUGGCCAUUGACAUUGGAAUGCCUAUUGUCACCAUCUUCAUUUCUUAUGCUCUCAUUCUCUCUAACAUCCUUCAUAUUCACUCCACGGAGGGCAGAUCCAAAGCCUUCAGCACCUGCAGCUCCCACAUCAUUGUGGUUUCCCUUUUCUUUGGUUCUGGAGCCUUCAUGUAUCUCAAACCAUCUUCCAUUUUGCCCCUUGAUCAAGGAAAAGUGUCCUCCCUGUUUUAUACCAUUGUGGUGCCCAUGUUAAAUCCAUUAAUCUAUAGCUUCAGGAAUAAGGAUGUCAAAGUUGCCCUGAGGAAAACCUUGGACAAGAAAAUAUUUUCUUAAGAAAGUAGCAGUAUUUGGACAAGGAGUUAUAAC
This is a messenger RNA of Castor canadensis (American beaver), 969 nucleotides long. Its product is annotated as olfactory receptor 8B12. The record is from RefSeq and is a predicted model, not a curated record. Gene Ontology annotation, biological process: G protein-coupled receptor signaling pathway. Gene Ontology annotation, molecular function: G protein-coupled receptor activity; olfactory receptor activity. Gene Ontology annotation, cellular component: membrane. Lineage: Eukaryota; Metazoa; Chordata; Mammalia; Rodentia; Castoridae.